Messenger RNA from Diachasmimorpha longicaudata, 1452 nucleotides. RefSeq lists its product as uncharacterized. The record is from RefSeq and is a predicted model, not a curated record. Bases 108 to 971 code for a protein of 287 amino acids. The transcript has 4 exons. Lineage: Eukaryota; Metazoa; Arthropoda; Insecta; Hymenoptera; Braconidae.
UUUCAAGAUCGUACUAGUUUUCCAACGAUCAUUGACUGAUCACUUCUGACAAAAGAUUAUUGGUUAUUUCUGUUGCUGUUUAUUGUUGAAUUAUUGAUUGAGUAGUAAUGCCAAAGGCUAAAAAGAGAAAGACUCACUUACAACCCAGAGAGAAGACUGCAAAAUUGAAGAAUGGGGUGAAUGCAACAAAAAGUUCCACAGAGAAAACUCUAAGUCUUUUGAACCCUAGUAGGAGUACGAGAGAUGAUUCCUCGAGAUCAGAAAAUCCCAUAGGAAAGUCCAAUUCGUCUGAGGAUAUCCAAAUUAUUGUUAAACAAACUUCAAAGGGAGGAACUCCCGCAGCAUCUCAGGGACGUAACAACAUUGUUGUGAAUGACAAUAGCUCAGAUUAUGUUAUGAAGGAGGUUGACCAGAAUAUGCAUAAAUUGUUUGAUCGUAUUAGAUACUCGGAAGAUGCUGUUUCGACACUCCCCAACAGAUCUUGGGCGAUUCAUUGUAGUGAGCUUCCAGUUAAGAAGAUUGUUGUCAGUGAGAUGAUUAUGCAUAAUGUUGAUGGCGUGGGAUUGCAGCCCUUUUAUAUCAAACAGAUUGUUUUCGACGAGAAGUUAAACUUCGAUAUCUUCCUUUUGAAUUCUCGAACUGUAUUAAAGGACAAGCCCUCGUCGAUCCACAGUAUGGAGGAUUUCGAGAGCCUCCUGGAUCACCUUCAAAGUCUCAAAUUGUGCUCAGGAGGACCUGAUUACCAGCUGUAUAGUCACAUAACUCCAGAGUGUGCCUACAAGGAUGCGACCAACAAAUGGCGCCACAAUCUUUGCACACUCGAAGUAAACAACUGUGACACUUGUGAAUCUUGUCUGUCCCUUGAUGAGAUCCUUAAACGUCAUGCACAACGAGUCAAACCCUCUGUCAAGCCCAAAAAUGGAGUCGCCAUGACGAGGCGAAAGAGGCCUGGACAGUCCAAGGACACAUAGAAUUUUAUUUAACUAUACGCUGUGAUGCAUUUAAAGAAAAUCAAUAUAAAAUUCCGACUUUUUCAGGUCAAUCUGCGAAGUUGAUUGCAAAAUGACACGAUAUUUGUUUAUGUAAAUAGAUUUUUCCUUCCAUUUCUUCCACAACGCAAAUUGUAAAUAAAAAGUAAUCGUUGAAGAUUUAAACGUCUUAUUUGAGGUGAGAUUUUUUAUUUGAUUGAGGAAGCCGUUUAAUGUGUUGGAAUAAAUCCUGUCUCUUUAAUUUUUCGAGAAUAAACGUAUUUUUAAUUGAAAAAAUGGUAUCGGAGAAAAAAUAUGAAUUUCUGUUUGCAGUUUCGAUUUUUAUAUAGUUAAUUUGGUGCUGAUUUGUGUAAUUAACCGUUUUUUGAUUUUUCCCUGUUUAAAAUACAUUAACUAACUGGAAAAUUGUAUUUUCUUCAGGGAUGUCGUUAUUGAUGUUAAUAAAUGAGAAAUUGCUUCCUAA